Messenger RNA from Nerophis lumbriciformis (worm pipefish), 3192 nucleotides. NCBI's taxonomy places the organism in Eukaryota, Metazoa, Chordata, Actinopteri, Syngnathiformes, Syngnathidae. The record is from RefSeq and is a predicted model, not a curated record.
AUGGCACUUGUACCCAAAAGAAUUCGGAAGAAUCAUGCUGACCAAAGCUCACCUGCUAGCGUGUCCACGUCCUGCCAGCCAAGUGAAGCCGGGAAAGACGGUGUUUUUGUGGAGGGUGCCAUACUUCGCAUCACAAUGAAAAACUUCCUGACUUAUGACUAUACCACGGUUCACCCCGGACCAAACCUAAACAUGGUUAUUGGAGCAAACGGAACUGGCAAAUCCAGCAUUGUUUGUGCCAUCUGUCUGAGUCUGGCAGGCAAGACCACCCUCUUGGAUAGAGGCGACAAGGUUGGAGGCUAUGUGAAAAGAGGACAUGACAGAGGAUUUGUUGAAAUUGAACUUUUUAAGAGUGGUGGAAAUGUAAUAAUAAACCGAGAGAUCUACGCAGCGAACAACCAGUCAGUGUGGAGGGUGAACGGAAGAUCUUGUAAUCAGAAAAUAGUGGAGGAGGAGGUCAAGGCUUUGCAUAUUCAAGUCAACAACCUUUGCCAAUUCCUGCCCCAGGAAAAAGUGGGUCAAUUUGCCAAAAUGUCCAAAAUUGAAUUGCUUGAGGCAACUGAGAAAUCUGUGGGUCCCCCGGAGAUGUUUGAAUAUCACUGUGAUCUCAAAAACGUUCGCAUCAAGGAGACAGAAAUGGAGAACGCGAUAAAGGAGAGGACUAGCUACCUGGAGAAAACCAAGCAGAUAUACGAGACAAAUAAAGUUGACGAGAACCAUUACUAUGAGAAGCAGAAGCAUCUGGAAAUGAUUCAGUUGCUUGAGAAGAAGAAACUCUGGGUGGAGUAUGAAACCAGCCUCCGGGAGCUUGAAGGUGUGAAGAAAGAACGAAAUGAGGUUAAACAGCGGCUAGCCAUCCUGAAGAAGAACCAAACACCCAUGUUGUCAAAGCGCCAAUCAAUUGCAAUGCAGCUAACGUCCAAUGAUGCAAAAAUCAACACACAGAGCACUGCCAUCAGAGAAACUUCCUUGAAACAUAAACAGAAGCAAGAUCAGUUGGAUAAAAGUAAUCAAGAGAUCGAAGACAUAAAACAUGCCUUCAAAAUGAAGCAGACAGAAGAGGAAGAUCAGAAGAAGGAAAUCGUAAAGAUGAAAAAGGAGAUCGAAAACCUAAAAGUAGAGCUUGCCAAAAUUGAAAACCAACCAGACGUAACACCGAGGAUCACUGAGGUCAAUGCCGAGUUGAGGCAAAUCCUUCAGGAGAGGGGAAAGGUAGAAGAAGAGAAAGCAAACAUGUGCAGAGAGAAGGGCAAUCUGACUGCUGAGUUAAGAAUGUUGGAGAAAAAGCUCAGUGACAUGAAUAACAUGAUGAAGGUUAAAGAGGAGAACCUGCGUAGAUGCCACAGUGACACAUUUGCAGCUGUGCAGUGGUUGAGGCAGAACAGACACCUAUUCGCUGGAAACAUCUUUGAGCCUUUGAUGCUUGUGAUCAACAUGAAAGAUAUUCGCUUUGCCAAGUACCUGGAGAGCCACAUCUCCUUCAAUGACUUGAGGGCGUUUGUCUUCCAGAGGAAAGAUGACAUGAAAAAGUUCAUGGAUGAGGUGCGUGACAACAUGAGAUUGAGAGUCAAUGCGAUUGUUGCACCAGCUGAGUCGUGUGCAAGAACUCCUUCAUCACAGCCUAUUGAGUCCUUGAGGCGUUUUGGGUUCUUUACCUAUUUGCGUGACACCUUUGACGCACCGGAAGAGGUUAUGAGUUACCUGUGUAUGCAACUUAAAGUGCACGAGAUCCCCAUAGGCAAUGAGAAGACGGAAUCCAUGAUAACAGAGAUAACAAAGGAGCUCCGCAACAUCAGAGUACUGUACGCAGGUGACCAGAAAUAUGAAAUGAAGCAAUCUUUCUACUCCAAGCUUACCUCUACCAGAAACACAACAGUAAAUCCACCCAAAUACCUAAGCGUCACAGUGGAUGCUGAGCUGAAAAGGCAACUGGAGCAACAAAUGAAGGUUUGCCAGUCAAGGUUGCGAAACAUUGAUGAGCAGUUGAAUUCAAUUCAAAAAGAAUCGACCGUAUUGGAUCGUCGUGACAACGAACUGUUGUCAGAGAAGAAGACCCUCUCAGAAUUAAAGGGCAAAAAGAGACAUCUGGAACAAAAACUCAAAAUCAAACAGGACAGGCUGAAGCAUUUGAGUAACAGUAGAAUUGACUUGAAGAAGGCUGAGGCGGAGACAAAAAAGAAACUAAUUUCUGUCAAGUCCCAGAAGAAAUCCAUGGUCACUGCAUUAUUGGAACAAAUUAAGUUGCAAGCCAAGCUGACCAUGGAGAAGGUGUACCUGGAACUGGAGGUGGUGGGGCUGUUGGCAGAGAAGACCAAGGUGGAAAAUGCUUGCAGAGAAGACACAAGCAGAUUCGAAGCCCUUAAGGAGCAAUGUCGCCAGCUAGAGGAAAGUACAGUCCAGCUGACCAAAAGAUGCAAGGAGCUCAUGAAGAAAUGCGGAAUGCAGCCCGAUGAGGCUUUACCAAAAGCUUUCAAUACGCUGCCUGACACGCUGAAUGAGUUGGAAGCUAUGUUGAAUGAACAACAGGCCAGAGCCGACUGCUUUCCCGGACUCAGUAAAAAGGUUGUUGAGGAGUGCAAGAAGCGAGAACAGGAAAUAAAAGAGCUGGAACAAGAGCUGAUUGAGAAGAAUGCAGCCUUAGCAUCUUUAAGAAAGAAAAAGUUACAGGCUAAAGAAAGCUGGCUCAACCCGCUGAAACAGCUGGUGGAACAAAUUAACGAUAAGUUCAGCGAUUUCUUUCGCGCCAUGAAGUGUGUAGGAGAAGUGGAUUUGCACAUUGAAAAUGAGGAGGAAUAUGACAAGUAUGGCAUCACCAUUCGGGUCAAGUUCCACGAGAGCAGUCAGCUACAUGAGCUGACGCGAUUCCAUCAGAGCGGAGGAGAGCGCAGCAUGUCCACCAUGUUGUACCUAAUGGCCCUUCAGGAGCUCAAUCGCUGCCCCUUCAGAGUGGUAGAUGAGAUCAAUCAGGGAAUGGAUCCCAUUAAUGAGAGGAGAGCCUUUGAGAUUCUGGUCCACACUGCUUGCAGAGAAGGAACGUCGCAGUACUUCGUCAUCACACCAAAACUGCUGAAGAACCUCAAGUACACAGAGAAGAUAACCAUCCUGGUUGUCCACAACGGCCCUCACAUGUCAGAGUUUGACAACAGAGAAUUCAUUCGGCACUGGCGCCAAAAGAAGAACGCUCAGGCGUGA